UAUGACUGUUAUUUCGUACACGAGCAUUUUUUGAAUGGUAAAAGAAAAGUCAACAAAAACAGCUUCCUCUCCCUCUGUUAUCUCAGCAUGUUUUUCAUUUUCUCAUCAGCAAUCAACUCAUCAAUAUCAAUAGCGCAGAUAAAAGAUUCAGAAUCUGUUCUUCUAGUCUAGUCUAGGAGAUAAUAAUAAGUAUAUACACCCAUUUGCUCCAAAGAAUUCGAUGAAGAAAGGAGCUUUAGCCCCAACGCUUAAGCUCUCUCUUCCUCCUCCUGAUGAAGAUGCUCUUUCCAAAUUCCUGACUCAAUCAGGAACAUUCAAGGAUGGAGAUCUGCUGGUGAACAAAGAUGGACUUCGAAUAGUUUCUGAGAAUCAAGUUGAAACUUCUUCAGUUAUACAACCCGCGGAUAACCAGCUAAGCUUAGCGGACUUUGAAUCCAUUAAAGUUAUUGGAAAGGGAAAUGGUGGGGUUGUGCGUCUCGUUCAACAUAAGUGGACCGGUCAAUUUUUCGCUCUUAAGGUCAUUCAAAUGAAUAUAGAUGAGACUAUUCGUAGGCAUAUUGCAAAGGAACUGAGAAUUAAUCAGUCUUCACAAUGCCCUUAUAUUGUCGUGUGUUACCAAUCUUUUUUCGAGAAUGGCGCCAUCUCCAUAAUCCUUGAGUACAUGGAUGGUGGAUCUCUUGCAGAUUUUUUAAAACUAGUCAAAAAUGUCCCUGAACCAUAUCUCGCUGCUAUCUUCAAGCAGGUACUCAAGGGAUUGUGGUAUCUACAUAAUGAAAAACAUAUAAUUCACAGGGACUUGAAGCCUUCAAACUUGCUUAUGAAUCACAGAGGGGAUGUUAAGAUAACCGAUUUUGGCGUUAGUGCAGUACUAGCGAGCACAUCUGGAGCCGCUAAUACCUUUGUCGGCACGUACAAUUAUAUGUCUCCUGAGAGAAUUGCUGGAAGCAGCCACGGGUAUAGCAGUGACAUAUGGAGUCUGGGGUUGGUUUUGCUCGAGUGUGCAACAGGCGAUUUCCCAUAUUGCCCACCCCAACCAGAGGAAGGAUGGGCUAAUGUUUAUGAGCUUAUGGAAACUAUAGUUGAUCAACCAGAGCCUCGUGCGCCUUCUGACCAGUUCUCACCAGAGUUCUGCUCAUUCAUCUCUUCAUGUGUGCAGAAGGACCCUAAGAAAAGACUCUCUGCGAAUGAAUUAAUGAGUCACCCUUUCAUCCAUAUGUAUGACAAUCUGGGUAUAGAUCUUGCAUCUUACUUCAAAGCUGUUGGACCUCGACUAGCUUCAUUUGAGAUAUAAUCGGCAGGCAUACUUGUUUGAAGCGUGUGAAGUGUCUCUGCCAUGGCCACAUAACGUUUUUAGGCAUCCAAUUGCAACAUAUCAACACGAAGAUAUAUGAGACACAUUUUCAGUUUGCUGCAUGAAAAACAUUGAGUGACAUAUGAAUUUUUAAAAAAUAACCAUGGAUGUAGACACCCCUCAAUCCGAAUUUCACUUCUUCUCUUGUACCAUUGUAUGUUUGUUUGUUAGUAUUAAUCUAUGUCCUUAUUUCCUCCCAAAUGGUAACCAUCUGCUCUUUAUGCAAGGGCAAUUUGUUAAAAGAACAUGUAGUCUUCCUCUUGCCUGGAACUGUUCUUUGGCAGCCUUCAAGAAAUUACUUGUGAGAAACACCCAAGAUUGCAAUAACAAACACGUUAAAAUAACUUAAAAAGUGCUGCAAAUGGAUUUG
This is a messenger RNA of Cuscuta europaea, 1721 nucleotides long. NCBI's taxonomy places the organism in Eukaryota, Viridiplantae, Streptophyta, Magnoliopsida, Solanales, Convolvulaceae. The record is from the annotation of a GenBank genome assembly.